Messenger RNA from Capsaspora owczarzaki ATCC 30864, 3997 nucleotides. RefSeq lists its product as hypothetical. Gene Ontology annotation, cellular component: myosin complex. The transcript is spliced from 5 exons. Lineage: Eukaryota; Filasterea; Ministeriida; Capsasporidae. Gene Ontology annotation, molecular function: ATP binding; cytoskeletal motor activity. The coding region runs from base 102 to 3839 and encodes 1245 amino acids. The record is from RefSeq and is a predicted model, not a curated record.
CCUUUCUCAGAGUAUUUUCCUCACAAUCAAACACACUUUUCGUUCAUUCCAACAGUCGUAGCAGCGUCUUCCUUUAAGUUUGUGGGAGUGAGCGAAAAACCAUGAGCCAAGCAGCAGCAGCAGCAGCAGCAGCAGCAGCAGCGCCCGAGCCGAGCGACUUGGUGCAGCUCGAUCAGACCGUGCUUGGAAGUUCGGACGGCGCUUCCGUCAUUGCCACUGCGCUCCAGCGCCGCUUUGCCGCUCAGCAGUACUCGACUUGGGCUGCCGAGUCACUGGUCGUGGUCAACCCGUUCUCGGAUGCGACUGGGUACACGAACGCUGCGAUCGCAGUCGGCCGAAACAAACCUCUAUCAAAGCGAGCAAUCGCACUGCAGCAAGGCGGAUUGUGCCGCUCGGGCGGGAAGCCAUCGGUCGCUGCGGCUGCAGAACAGGCAUUGCGCUCUGCCCUCCAGUCGGGCGAAUCUGGCUUGGUUGUGAUGCGCGGCCAGGCUGGCUCUGGCAAGUCACGCGCGGCCGAGGCAGUCAUCAGCCACCUUAUUCGCCGCUGUGCCACGCCUCGCAUCGACUAUGCCAAGCGCAUGGAGCAAGUGGAGAUUGUGUUCGCCGCCUUUUGCAAUGCGCGCACGCCCAACAACCCCGAUUCGACCCGCGUGGCCCGAUUCACCGACAUUUCCUUCACCAAUCGCACCCACUCACAGGCCGGCGCUUCGGUGCACAUCUAUCUCCUCGAUACAUGGCGGGUCGCGGACACGUUCGCCUUCCGCGAGCACAACUUUCACAUUUUUUACUACAUGGUGGUUGGCAUGGGCGCCAAGCUGCCUGGGCGUGCGCUUGCAUCCCACAUUUCCACCUUCCGCUACUUGCACCAGGAUGCGCACACGCAGAACUCCCUCGACGUGGCGGCCUUCCGCUUUCGCGAACUCACCUCCGCCUUGGAAGCCCUGGGCAUCCCUGCGAGCGAGCAGGACGAGGUCUUUGCCGUGCUCGCGGCCAUCCUCUACCUGGGCGAGCUCAAGUUUGUGCCAUCCGAAGCGGCCGGGACGGGUAGCGCGUCCUCCAUUGCUCUUGCACGCAUCGACAACGAGGCCGGCACGGUGCCUUCCUCGCUGAUUGCUUCCUUGCUUCACAUCCAGCGCCAGCGACUGGACGACAUUCUGCUCUUUGCGCCAGCCUCGAGUGCUGCACCGUCUGCAGCCGGCGCGGCGAUGGCAGCCCGCUCUGCUGCCAACAGCUUGCGCCCCAUGACUGUUGAGCAGUGCAGUGCAAACCGCGAUGGUAUUGCCCGAUCGCUCUACGAGCGACUCGUCGCGUGGAUUUUGUACCGCGUCAACGCCACCAUUGCCCCUCGUCCACAGCGCCCCGAUGAUCGCGAGAAGGUCUUGUCUGUUGGCGUGUUUGACAUGUUUGGGUUUGCCGCGCCAAACAUGUGUCGUUUCCAACACCUCAGCGUGAACAUGGCCAACGAAACGCUCCGUCACCUCUUUGUCGAGACUGCGUUUGGCAUGGAGCAGGCUGACAUUCAAGCCCUCAAUUGGGAGCCGCUUCACAUCAACUUUAUUCCAAACGAGCAGUGCGUUGCCUUCUUCCUUGGGCGUCCCAGUGGUUUGCUGGCCAUGAUUGAUCACGCGUCCUUGGCGACCAGCACGACUUCAGCCGGCUUUGUGAGUGACUUGGACCGCGCUUCAGGAACGCACGCGUGCUACGUCAAAAAGGCUGGCGUCAAGCCUUGCUUUGGCAUUGUCCACUAUGUGGGCACGGUCUUUUACGAUGCUGCAAGCUGCAUUAUUGUCAACCGCGACUACUCGCUGCCCCAAUUCCUCAACCUUCUCCACGAUAGUGACAGCUCCACCGUGCAGCAGCUCGGGCGCAUUGCCGUUGCCAGCUCUGGCUCGCUCAAGAUGAAUGUUCGCGGUCACGAAGCCGCCGCUUUGAACAAUGUCGGGCGCUAUCGUGCAUCUCUGCGACAGCUGAUCAACCGCGCAAGCUCGCAAAGCGUGAGCUUUGUGCAUUGCAUCGGCGCCAACGCAUCUGGCACUCACGCACAGUUUGACACCUCGUUCGUCCAAGGCCAAGUCAUGGCCAUGUCGCUCCUCGAGCUGACUUGGUCGCGCAAGUUUGGCUAUCCUGGCCGCUACCAGCACGACCGCUUUCUUGCACGCUUUGGCAUCCUGAACCGCCAGCCGGUUAACCAGUCAGUCGUCCCCAUUGACGCCUGCCGCGCUCUUGUUCAGCGCUUCGGUCUUUCGACUGCUCACGUGGCCCAGGAUAUGGUUCUUCUCAAGCUUGCUGACAUGGACAAGCUGGAAGCUGCCUGGGUGCGCCUCAACAAGGCCGCGUUGCUCUUCCAGCGAGUGCUACGACGACCGAUAUUCCGCCGCAACCUGAAUAUCGCGCGUGCAACGAAGCGAAACGCGGAAACUGACUCGUUUGUUACAUCGAAAGGCCCGUCCCGACCCAAGCCGCAGCUGGCGGACGGUGUUGUCGAUAAGCCCGACGCGUUGUCGAUCGAAGAUCUCGGCCUUCGUGACUACGAAGAGAUUGAAUCAGAUGCGUCAGACGACGAGUACGAAGAGCAAGCUGCUGCCGACGAGGCAGAGCUCGUCAAACUCGGGCUGGACCCCAUCUCCUCGGCUCCGCGUCCAAAACGCACCUGGUCGACGAGCAAGACGGGCUCUUCUGAGACGCUCAACACCCGGACCCAGAGAAACAUUCGGGCCCUGAUUACCGGUCUGCAAGUGGAGGCCCCAGUGGCGCAUCGGCCGCCCGUGCCGCUGAGACGGCCAGGCAGUAACAAACCCGAAACGGCACCCCCGCUGCCCCCGCGUAAUGCGUCGACGUCCGGACCUGGCUCCGCGGAUAGCAUUACGGGCGAAUUGAAUGCCCCCAACGUGUACGAGGGGUCGCCUCACGCAACACCUCAUGCACCCGUUUUGCAUCGCGUCAGCCCACCCAGUGUCGCCCCGCGCGGCCCGUCUCCUCCUACUCCAACGUCUCUGUCCAGCAAUGCUCCCAACAAGGCGGCCGACACCGGCUUUGGCGACGGUGCGAGUCGUGCCAGCUUCCGCCGUCAGCCCAGCAUCCCGCCUGCCACCCAUUCCCGGCCAGAAUCGCCCAGCCUCGCGGCCACUGCUGCAGGCGGCUCGAUCGGUGCAACUGCCGUCACCCUCAAUACGCCUGUCGGUCUGGUUGAAUUCCCGACGGGUUAUCACGGGAGCAUUUCUGGCAGUCAAGCCGAAGCGCUCCUGGCAAACCAGCCCGUGGGCACCUACGUGCUGCGUGAUUCUUCCAGUGGGAACAACUGGUCCAUCUCGCUCAAGGCCACGUCCCGCGUCAAGCAGUUCCACGUUGUGUGCGCGUCUCCCGGCCAGUUUUCCUUGAAGGGAUUCUCGGUCUUCUACCCAACCAUCGGCCUGCUCUUGGAGCAACUUGCCCGCGUUCCCUUCACGGAAGACGGCGAGCUUCUUGGGCGGCCGCUGCCUGGGCCUCACGACAACCGUGCUGGGAACACCGUGCCGCCUCCCCGCUCUGUGCCCGAGUUUGCGCACGAGGCCCCCAGGUCCCGACCUGGCUCUGCUACCGGUAGCACCCCACCUCCGAUUCUCACUUCUCGUCGCCCAGUGUCCAGCGUAAUGGCGCAGCCCUCGGCGAAUGCGACCCAGAUUUCUGCGCUGCAGCAGCAGUUACAGGCGAUUGACGACCGAGAGCGCUCGGCCAUGCAGGCGAAAAUUCGUGGCCAGCUUUCUGUUGCGGAAAUGGGCGUUCAACUCGCAGAGUUUGCAAAGCAACGCCAACAGCUGAAGAUGACCAUUUUGGAGUUGGAGGCAUCCGGUUCUCGUUGAUCGUGUUGUAGUCCGUGUUAGUCCGUGUUAGUCUGUGUAAAGGGGAGUCUGUUUGUUGGAGUCCUCCAGCGCUCGUCAAUCGGAGUUGUCUGUGUUAGUCUUUCCAAAAUGAAAUGCCUGUUUUUUUUUAUUGCAUCGAAUAGAGCAAGUAACUCGCC